CAUGAGACCAUCGGCCUUUGCCUGUUCAGGGCUUGGUGUGAUCUGCAGAAGAUGAAGGAACAGCGAAGGAAUAUUGGAAUCGUCUGGUGCCGUUGGAUCGUCUGCCGCGGCGCCCAAUCACACCACGGCACAGUGAUGCUCAGUGAUGCCACUCUAGCAAACGGAUCGUUGAUCGCAUUGAUCGCUGGGAGCCACGAGGCAGGUGGUGCGGCAGAAAGACAAGAGAAACAGACGAGAGACGAGAGACAUCAGCGUCACUAGAGGUCUCAUGAACCGGGACACCCAUCAUCACUGAGUGUGGGAUCGCUGA
This is a messenger RNA of Mollisia scopiformis, 310 nucleotides long. RefSeq lists its product as uncharacterized. The transcript has a single exon. The coding region runs from base 52 to 261 and encodes 69 amino acids. The record is from RefSeq and is a predicted model, not a curated record. NCBI's taxonomy places the organism in Eukaryota, Fungi, Ascomycota, Leotiomycetes, Helotiales, Mollisiaceae.